AUGCAGUUCAAACUGUUAUUAGUGUCUUUUGUGUUACAUUAUUCAGCUGCCGAAUAUUACAAGACCAAGCCCGAUUUCGUAAAGACAUGCUACAAAAGCGACCCAGAAUUUGACGAUUGCUCGAAAGAAGCCGUGCAACAACUGUUUAAGGCCCUGGGACCCGGCUUACCAGAAAUUGGUAUGGUCGCAUUAGAUCCUUUAAAAAUUCCGAAAAUAAGGAUUUUACAAGGCGAAGGUCCUGUGAAUGUUAACGCGGCACUCGAUGACGUCAUAGUCACCGGCUUUGGAGCGACAGAGGUUUUGCUCAAUCAGGUAGAUAGCAAAACGUAUGAUUUCUACACGAAAGUACGAGUACCAAAAAUAAGAAUCGAAGGAACUUAUGAUUUAAAGGGAAAAAUAUUGUUAAUUCCGUUGGUAGGUCGGGGUCUCUGCUGGUUUGAGCCGACAAAUAUGACUAUUGAUAUUUUAAGUGACGUUAAGUUGUACGAAAAAGACGAAUUUGUAUUUUUUAAUGUAACUGGGGCACAUGUGAAAUAUACCAUAGGAGGAUUAAAUCUGCGAAUGAAUAAUCUAUUUGAUGGUAUUUCAUCAUUAGAGGACAGCACCAACGCCUACCUAAACGCCAACUGGAGGCCAGUAUCAGAAUCAUUACGUCCAAUCUUAUCAAAAACUAUAGAAGAUAUUUUACUUGGUUUCAUGCAGCAAUUAUUCCACAACUUACCUGCGAAUUACAUGAUUGGAGAUAUUAAAAAUAGCUCGGUAUUAAAGAAAGCUGACAAAAAAGUCUGA
Parnassius mnemosyne (clouded apollo) is the source of this 789-nucleotide messenger RNA. The record is from the annotation of a GenBank genome assembly. Lineage: Eukaryota; Metazoa; Arthropoda; Insecta; Lepidoptera; Papilionidae.